UUCAACUUGAAGGCAGUGCAUUUCCUUGAGUGGGGGGCUGUCCUCUGAAAUUCUCUUUCUUUUCUUCUUUAUUGUUAAACUUCCCCAUUUUCUCUGUGAUUUUAUCUAUCAGUUCUUCAAAACCCACAUGACAAAAGUUUCUCUUACUCUCAUGGAUGAUAUAAUUCCACAAGAUACCACCAAUUCAGCAACUCGUCCACCUGCUACAUUUGUUGCUGAUCAAAAUCUCCGAGUGGAAGCUGAAUUUUCUGUGAAAGAUGAAGGUGGUGCUGGAAAAAACCUAGUAUCGGAAGCAAUAAAGUUAGAUUUUGAGAUGGAGAAAAGAAACAUGACACAAAAUAUUGUUGCUUCUGAGAGUCUUGAGACUGAACUGAAAAUGGAGCUAAUGACUGAGAAACAAAUAAUGGGAAGCUCAGAUGAUGAUCUUGGUGAGAAAUUGAAAAUGAUUAGCCACCCUGUUGAUCAAGUUGAUGAUUUAGAUCAAAUUAAUCAAGACCCACAAAAGAAUAAUAUGUUUGAGAAAGUAUUGGGUCAGGGUCUGCCUAGUUCAGGCAUCUCUGGCAUGAAAAGGAAAGCUGAAACUUCAGCUGAGGAAGAGAAAGCUUUUGUAAGCAAGGACUCGCAGAAUAAGAAAUGGCAUUGCUCCUUGUGUGAAGUUUCUACUGCAUCAGCAGGAGGUUACAAUCUUCAUAUCCAUGGAAAAAAGCAUAGAGCAAAGGAAACAAUGUUCAAGUCUAGUGAAACUGUGAACAUGAUUAGCAUAAAUAAUUACUCCACCAACAAAUGCCUGCUUCCUAGGGAGGAAAAGAAAAGCCAAGUGCUACUUGUGGAAGAAGAGAAAAGCCGAGUGCUACCUGCGGAGGAAGAGAAAGGCCAAGUGCAGCCUACGGAGGAAGGGAAAAGCCGAGUGCAGCCUGCGGAGGAAGAGAAAAGCCAAGUGCAGCCUGCGAAGGAAGAGAAAUGCCAAGUGCAGCCAAUAGAGGAAGAGGAAAGCCGAGUGCAGCCAGUCAAGGAAGAGAAAAGCCGAGUUCAGCCUGUGGAGGAUGAUAAAACUCUGGAGCGAGAAAAAAGCCCGGUUACUAAGAAAUGGGAAUGCUCUUUAUGUCCAGUAUCUGUUACUUCAGAGAUACUCCUAAUAAGUCAUCUUCAAGGGAAGAAGCACAAAGCAAAGGCAGCUAAACUUGGAAUUGUUCUUGUCAAUAAUGAAACUGAGGUAGAGAGCGAGGACACAAAGAAAUGGUAUUGUUCAGUAUGUCAAGUAUCAGCUUCAUCAGAAAAUAAUCUGAAUGAUCAUCUGCAAGGAAAAAAACACAAGGCUAAGGCGGGGUUGCUUCAUCAAGAGGCUGAUAAUGGGGAUUGUAAUUCAGGUGAAGACGCAAAGGCUAUGGAGGAAAGGUGCUUGGAAGGAGAUGAAGGUUUCAGGAACGAGCAAGAAGUAGUCAACAAGUUGAACAUAGCGGAGGCUGGAAUCAAGGGGGAUAUAGCCAAUAGCGAGGAGAAUGAGAUAGAAACCAUCAGUACGGAAAGCAUUGAAAUUGAUAAGUUAGGGAAUGGUGGUGAAGAGACGGGAAAGGAACUCGUGAAGUUUUGGCACUGCAAGAUAUGCAAUGAAGAAACUUAUGAUGAAGCUGCAAUGGAUACGCACCGGAAGAGUAAUAAGCACAUGGAUUUGCUUCGAAAAAUCGGUGGAGGUCUCGUUGUUGUGUCGAACGUUCUGAAGGAAGCAGCUCCCAGGAUGCAAUAUUAGAUGAAAAUGGAUGUUACUAACUAAUAUUGGAUUAGAGGCCAGCUAAUUAGUGAAAAAACUGACUGGUUCAAAACUGAAAAAGUUUCCGAUACUUGUACUUUUGUCAAUAAGAAGGAAGGAUCGGAAACGUAUUUCGUUAGAAAAUAAUCAUUAUCCUAAUUAGACUAAUAUAUCUAUAUUAAGGUGUGCGUACUGAUUCAAUAAUCUGUGAUCUUGAUUCUUGAUAUGAUAUUCAGAUCAAUAGUGUGGAACCCGAAUCAAAAAAUCCAGAUAGUAGUGCACCCAAAUCACAUACAAUUAUAUUUGAGUAUUGUAUCAGAAACUGAAUAUCUGAAUAUGUGGAACUUCUUUUCCUA
Molecule: messenger RNA, 2103 nt
Organism: Amaranthus tricolor (Joseph's coat)
Lineage: Eukaryota; Viridiplantae; Streptophyta; Magnoliopsida; Caryophyllales; Amaranthaceae
Product: UBP1-associated proteins 1C-like
Exons: 4
Coding region: 128-1747 (539 amino acids)
Molecular function (GO): zinc ion binding; nucleic acid binding
Source: RefSeq, a predicted model, not a curated record